Alosa sapidissima (American shad) is the source of this 6689-nucleotide messenger RNA. RefSeq lists its product as uncharacterized. The transcript is spliced from 14 exons. Gene Ontology annotation, molecular function: GTP binding. NCBI's taxonomy places the organism in Eukaryota, Metazoa, Chordata, Actinopteri, Clupeiformes, Clupeidae. The coding region runs from base 150 to 6095 and encodes 1981 amino acids. The record is from RefSeq and is a predicted model, not a curated record.
GAAGUUUUACUCCAUACCAUCGGUUUUGGUCCUCUUUACUGGGACACACACAGAGUGCACUGCAGACAGAAGCAGGCUACUCUGGUGUAUGUGAGACUAACACUUUGGACUCCAGAUCUCAGAGGAAUGAACGAUAUAGUGAAGUGUGAAUGCGGUCAGGACAUCUGAGUGAUCUGAGUAAAACUGAAGAGAUGGCUGCAGGGGGAUCAUCUACUGGUGAUAUCCCCAAUCUCUCAGAUGUGAGGAUUGUGCUGCUGGAGAACAGUGAAGCUGGGAAGAGUUCAGCAGGAAACACCAUCCUGGGCAGAGAGGAGUUUGACCCUGAUGUGAGAACACUGCAGUGUGUGAAGAGACAGGGAGAGGUAGCAGGGAGACAGGUCACUGUGGUGGACACUCCAGGAGGGACAGAAUAUAGUCGCUAUUUUUGUAAAGAUUCUCCUCACCUCCUGAAGCAGGAGAUUGUUCUCAGUGUGACUCUGUGUCCUCCAGGACCUCAUGCCUUUCUGCUGGUCAUCCGUAAGAACAUGACUUUCACAGAGGCAGAGAGAAAAGCCACAUCAAACCACCUGAGUCUUCUGGGCCAUGGAGCCUGGAAACACUCUCUAGUUCUGUUCAUUCAGGAGACUCCUGCAGAAGAGAAAGACUUUGAGAUUAAAGGGAGAAUGCUUCACUGGCUGGUAGAGAAUUGUGAGAACAGAUAUCAUGUCCUCAACAUCAAGAGCAAGGAUAAUACCCAAAUCACAGAGCUGCUGGAGAAGAUAGAAGAGAUUGUGGCCGGAAACAGUGGCCGUCACUAUGAAAUAAACAGAGAAAUAUUACAGAAGGUUGAAGAGAAGAGGGCAGAAGAAGAGAGGAGAGCAGAGGAGAGAAGAAAUAAAGUCCAGAGACAGGGAGGUGCAAUGCUUCCAGAACUCAGAAUUGUGCUGCUGGGAUUUAAAGAUGCUGGAAAGAGUUCAUCAGGAAACACCAUCCUGGGCAGAGAGGAGUUUCAGCCUGGACAGAGAUCUGCUGUUUGUGUGAAGAGACAGGGAGAAGUAGCAGGCAGACAGGUCACUGUGGUGGAGGCUCCAGGAUGGAAAGGAAAUUCUGUGAACAGCCCUGAAAUGGUCAAAAGAGAGAUUCUGCUGAGUCAGUGUUUGUGUGAACAGGGUCCCCAUAGUUUUUGUUUAGUCAUACCAGUGGAUGCUGCUUUCACAGAGCAACACAAGACAUCACUUCAGCAUCACUCAUUUAUUUUCAGUGGGGAUAUCUGGAGUCACACCAUGGUGCUGUUCACCCAUGGAGACUGGCUGGGAGACACACCCAUUGAGCAGCACAUUGAGAGUGAAGAGGCCCUGCAGUCUCUAGUAGAGAAAUGUGGGAACAGAUAUCAUGUCCUCAACAACCAGAAUAGAGGUGAUACUAUGCAGGUCACACAGCUGCUGGAGAAGAUAGAAAACAUGGUAGCAAUGAAUAAGAGCUCUCUCUUUAAAAUGAGUGAAGAUCUUUUACAAAACCUAGAGGAGCAGGCGAAGACGGAGAAAAUCAGAGCAGAGAAGAGGAUGAUGAAGGUGAAGAAACAAAGACAAGACCUCAGGGCAUCACUGGAUCAAAUACAUCAGUCAUCUCUGAGGAUAGAUCUUCUGGGAUUUAAGCGUGCUGGCAAGUCUUCAACAGGGAACACCAUCCUGGGUGAAGAUGUGUUUGAGUUGUGCUCUACAUCAAAGUGUGAGAAGAGAGUGGGGGAGGUGGCAGGGAGGCAGGUCACUGUGGUCGACACCCCAAGCUGUUUGUGGAAAGCUGGCAUGACUAACACUCCUGAAUUCUUCAAACAGGAAACUGUGCUGAGUGUAUCCUUGUGUGAUCCUGGACCCCAUGUUCUCCUACUCCUCAUACGUAUUGAUGUCUGUUUCAAUAGUCAAUACAGACAAGAAGUGCAGCAAUAUUUGGCACUUUUCAGUGGGGAUAUCUGGAGUCACACCAUGGUGCUGUUCACCUGUGGAGACUGGCUGGGAGACACAACCAUUGAGCAGUACAUUGAGAGUGAAGAACACCUCAGAUGUCUGGUAGAGAAAUGUGGGAACAGAUAUCAUGUUCUCAACAAUAAGAAUAGGGCAGGCGAUCAGGUCACAGAGCUGCUGGAGAAGAUAGAAGAAAUGGUAGCAGGAAACAAAAACUGUCACUUUGAGAUGGACAGAACGAGACUGGAGGAAGUGAAGGAGAGGAGGAGGAAUGAAGAACAGAGAGCAACAGAGAGACUGAUGAAGGUGGAGAAGCAAAGACAACACCUCCAGUCACUGAAGCCAGGGAAUUUAUCACCACGGUCAGAGUUCAGAAUUGUGCUCCUGGGAAACAGAGGAUCUGGGAAGAGUUCAUCAGGAAACACCAUCCUGGGCAGAGAGGAGUUUGACCUGAAGAGAAGAACAGCUCAGUGUGUGAAGAGACAGGGAGAAGUAGCAGGCAGACAGGUCACUGUAGUCAAGGCUCCAGGAUGGUGGAGUAGCUACAACCUCAAAAACACUCCUGAGCUCACUAAACAGGAGAUUGUGUUCAGUGUGUCUCUGUGUCCUCCAGGACCAUAUGCUGCCCUACUUGUCAUAAAUAUUGAUAAUUCUUUCACAAUUGAAAAAAGAAUAAAUAUUCAAGAACACCUGGAGUUGCUUGGUGGAGUUGUCUGGAGUCACACCAUGGUGCUGUUUACCCGUGGAGACUGGCUGGGAAACGCAACCAUUGAGCAGUACAUUGAGAGUGAAGAACACCUCAGAUAUCUGGUAGAGAAAUGUGGGAACAGAUAUCAUGUUCUCAACAAUGAGGACAUAGGUGACAGAACACAGAUCACAGAGCUGAUGGAGAAGAUGGAGGAAAUUAUCUCUGGAAACGGGGGCCGUCACUAUGAGAUGGACAGAAAGAGACUGGAGGAAGUGAAGGAGAGGAGGGAGAAAGAAGAAGAGAGAGCAACAGAGAGACUGAUGAAGGUGGAGAAGCAAAGACAACACCUCCAGUCACUGAAGCGAAAUGUAUCACCACAGUCAGAUUUCAGAGUUGUGCUGCUGGGAUACAGAACAUCUGGGAAGAGUUCAUCAGGAAACACCAUCCUGGGCAGAGAGGAGUUUGACCUGAAGAGAAGAACAGCUCAGUGUGUGAAGAGACAGGGAGAAGUAGCAGGCAGACAGGUCAUUGUUGUCAAGGCUCCAGGAUGGUGGAAGAAUGUCAACCUCAAAGCCACCCCUGAGCUCACUAAACAGGAGAUUGUGCUCAGUGUGUCUCUGUGUCCUCCAGGACCUCACAUUCUCUUACUGCUUAUAAAAGUAGCUAAGUCUAUCACACAGGAUGUCAUUAGAAACAUCCAAGAACAUCUGGAGAUUCUCAGUGACAGAGUCUGGAGUCACACCAUGGUGCUGUUUACCUGUGGAGACUGGCUGGGAAACGUAACCAUUGAGCAGUACAUUGAGAGUGAAGAACACCUCAGAUAUCUGGUAGAGAAAUGUGGGAACAGAUAUCAUGUUCUCAACAAUGAGGACAAAGGUGACAGAACACAGAUCACAGAGCUGAUGGAGAAGAUGGAGGAAAUUAUCUCUGGAAACGGAGGCCGUCACUAUGAGAUGGACAGAAAGAGACUGGAGGAAGUGAAGGAGAGGAGGGAGAAAGAAGAAGAGAGAGCAACAGAGAGACUGAUGAAGGUGGAGAAGCAAAGACAACACCUUCAGUCACUAAACGCAGGGAAUUCAUUCCCGCAGUCAGAGUUCAGAGUUGUGCUGCUGGGAUACAGAACAUCUGGGAAGAGUUCAUCAGGAAACACCAUCCUGGGCAGAGAGGAGUUUGACCUGAAGAGAAGAACAGCUCAGUGUGUGAAGAGACAGGGAGAAGUAACAGGCAGACAGGUCACUGUAGUCAAGGCUCCAGGAUGGUGGAAGAAUGUCAACCUCAUAAACACUCCUGAGCUCACUAAACAGGAGAUUGUGCUCAGUGUGUCUCUGUGUCCUCCAGGACCUCACAUUAUCUUACUGCUUAUAAAAGUAGCUAAGUCUAUCACGCAGGAUGUCAUUAGAAACAUCCAAGAACAUCUGGAGAUUCUCAGUGACAGAAUUUGGAGUCACACCAUGGUGCUGUUUACCUGUGGAGACUGGCUGGGAAACGUAACCAUUGAGCAGUACAUUGAGAGUGAAGAACACCUCAGAUAUCUGGUAGAGAAAUGUGGGAACAGAUAUCAUGUUCUCAACAAUGAGGACAAAGGUGACAGAACACAGAUCACAGAGCUGAUGGAGAAGAUGGAGGAAAUUGUCGUUGGAAAUGAGGGCUGUCAUUAUGAGAUGGACAGAAACAGACUGGAGGAAAUAAAGGAGAGGAGGGAGAGAGCAACAGAGAGACUGAUGAAGGUGGAGAUGCAAAGGCAACACCUCCAGUCACUGAAGGGGAAUUCAUCCCCACGGUCAGAGUUCAGAGUUGUGCUGCUGGGACACAGAACAUCUGGGAAGAGUUCAUCAGGAAACACCAUCCUGGGCAGAGAGGAGUUUGACCUGAAGAGAACAGCAGCUCAGUGUGUGAAGAGACAGGGAGAAGUAGCAGGCAGGAAGAUCACUGUAGUCAAGGCUCCGGGAUGGUGGAAUAAUUUCAGCCUCAAAGACACUCCUGAGCUCACUAAACAGGAGAUUGUGCUUAGUGUGUCUCUGUGUCCUCCAGGACCACAUGCUGUCCUAAUUGUCAUAGAUAUUGAUUCUUUCACAAUUGAAAAAAGAAUAAAUAUUCAGGAACACCUGGAGUUGCUUGGUGGAGCUGUCUGGAUUCACACCAUGGUGCUGUUUACCUGUGGAGACUGGCUGGGAGACACAACCAUUGAGCAGCACAUAGACAGUGAAGAAGCCCUGAAAUCUCUAGUAGAGAAAUGUGGGAACAGAUAUCAUCUUCUCAACAAUCAGGACAAAAGUGACAGAACACAGAUCACUGAGCUGAUGGAGAAGAUGGAGGAAAUUAUCUCUGGAAACGGGGGCCGUCACUAUGAGAUGGACAGAAAGAGACUGGAGGAAGUAAAGGAGAGAAGAAAACAACAGACACAGAGAGCAGAGGACAGACAGAUGUGUGUCUACAGGCAGAGAUCUGCUUUUCAAUUCUCAGGAGGUGAUGCUCAGUUCCUCUCAAGCGUGAGGGUUGUGCUUUUGGGACACAAAUAUGCUGGGAAGAGUUCAUCAGGAAAUACCAUCCUGUGCAAAGAGGAAUUUGACUUGAAGAUAAGAACAACUCAGUGUGUGAAGAGACAGGGAGAAGUAGCAGGCAGACAGGUCACUGUGGUGGACACACCAGGGUGGGGGAUAAAUGAGACCCUCAGAGACACUUCCCGGAAAACCAAACAGGACAUUGUGCUCAGCGUGUCUCUUUGUCCCCCAGGACCGCAUGCAGUCCUUCUAGUCAUACGUGUAGAUUAUAGUUUCACAGAGGUCUACACAAAAAGCAUCCGGGACCAUUUGAAGCUUCUUGAUAAACAUGUUUGGAGACACACAAUUGUCCUUUUCACCUAUGGAGACUGGCUGGGAGACACAUCUAUUGAGCAGCACAUUGAGAGUGAAGGAGAAACCCUGCAGUGGAUUGUUGGGAAAUGUGGGAACCGAUAUCAUGUCCUCAACAACAAGGACUGGACUGAUGAUACACAAGUAACAGAGCUGCUGGAGAAGAUAGAACAGAUGGUGGUAAGAAAUGGAGGAGCUCACUAUGAAAGACCACAAGAAGAGACAACAUGGACGUCUUUCUUCAGAGGUUUACUGAAAUGGAAUAGAGCAGAUGACCAGAGCAGAGACAUGGAUGAGGCUGCAGCACGAUUUGAUGAGUUGAGUCUGCAGGGAAGCAUUAAAACUCCCCCAGACAUGGGUGGAGAUGACAGAUCGGGGAUGUUCACAGUGGAAACCUCAGGCUACGACACAUACCCAUCAGCAGCACCUUCUGAAGCCACUUCAAUAGCCUUGUCUGAAGCCUCUACUGAAUGGGGCUCCCAGGGGUCUAUCAACACUGAGUGGAGUUUCCAAGGGAGCACUGAAGGGAGAGAUGAGACGUGCCCUCAGCCUACCACACACACACACACAUCUCAGACACAGCAUCUGAAGCCCCCUCAGAACGAGACUCUGUGAUGUCAGCAGCUAACAGCUCUGGGAUUGGUUCGCUAAUGUCUGGAAGACUGGAGGGAUGGAGCGAACAUAUGAGAUCAGCGGUGAAGGAGGAAGUCAGAAGAGGAAGGGAGGAGGGGACUGUCCUCUGAAAGAUUCUGAAAAAGUCACAGAUUAGUUCAUAUUUCCUUUCUCUCUCUCUCUCUCUCUCUCUCUGAAAUUGUAACAAUGACCAAUAUGUUCAUUACAUAACUCUGAUAUUUUAUGAUAAAUUGUUAUUGAAAAGACAUCUUUCACUUUCCACUUGUCACUGUUGAUUUAUUGUUAUAACCUAUUAGAGCUUCUACUAGCUCUUGGAUUAGAUGCAUUUGUACCCAUAUACUGCAUAUUGUACAUAAAGGUAUUUUGAACAAUAUUUAUGUGUAUUAUGUAAUCUAGGUCUAUAAUUUAUGGUUAUGUGUGUAAUCUAUAUAAUCUAGCUAAUGUUUUUUUUCCCCUCAGUUAAUGCUGGAUAGCUUUUUUUUCACAAUUUUAUGUAAAUGUUAAUUUACGCAUUAUAAUGUAUCUAACAACCAAAAAAAACAAUAAAACUGGGGGCUUCUGAGCCUUUCAAAAGAC